Molecule: messenger RNA, 5696 nt
Organism: Photinus pyralis (common eastern firefly)
Lineage: Eukaryota; Metazoa; Arthropoda; Insecta; Coleoptera; Lampyridae
Product: probable E3 ubiquitin-protein ligase HERC1
Molecular function (GO): protein binding; ubiquitin-protein transferase activity
Source: RefSeq, a predicted model, not a curated record
AGUCAAGAAAAUGCAGAACCGAUUUCUUAUUUUGGUCGCCAGGUCGUCUGUUCGGUCCGUAGACCAUAUUCGGAUCUGCUAAGACAUAUAACGGAUAGAAUUGAGAGAGUAGAACGUGGUUUGGAAAGGCAGCAUGUACGAGGUGAAGGGCAUCCUCUUUUAUCCCCAUUUUCUUUUGAAGAUCUCUCAAUUGAAGAACCUAACACCGAACCCACAAGCGUUGAAGACAUGGCUCAUAAAAUUUGUAAACUUAGGCAGUGUAGACGUGAACAGACCACGCCCAGUAACGCGACAGUGCACGUAGCGCAUUGUCCUUUUUGCAAAGAAGGGAGAGAGAAAGAAGUGGUUAGAACGAGUUUACAACUUCAAGCUCCCGAUAUAAUUUUUGCUCACGAUGAUACAAGCGAAGUUGAUUCGCAAACUAUGCAAUUCAGAGUUCCCGAUUUUUCGUCGGUUGAAAAUAUAAAAUCCUUUCUAGGAUUACCCUUAGUAUUACCCGGAAAAGAUUAUCUGAGCCCUGUUUCGUUUCUUGAAAAUGAUCCAUUAGGCAUGUCUGCUGUUUCUACAGUUGGCAACAAAUGUUUUGUGAAAUGCGAUUAUCAAAUGCGCUAUCUUGGGAGUCAAGCAAUCUCAUUGAAAACAUCUCAAGAUAGGGUUGAAGCUCUGAAGUAUUUGACUACAUCUGUGCAUAUUUUGCUUUCACGUUCGAUAGUAUUGAAUAUACUAACGCAGUUAGCAAAGACUUCGAAUUUAACAGGUCUUGUUAAAAGUCUAGAGGCAAUGGGUUUGACAGAUAUAUGUAAAAUUGUACGUUUGAUGACGUUGGUUGCUAUGAAGCGUGUGGAGAUUCCAAAUGGUGAGUGCGAGAUGGAAAUGAACAAUUCCGCAUCGUUACUGCUAAAUGUUUCACGUUGGGGUUCUUCAUCAUCAGUUGCAAGUAGUUGGCUAACUAAUUUAAGCGUAAUAAUAGCGGCACUCUCUCAAAAUAGCCCUGAUUCUUCCAAGUUAGUUGUGGAUAUGUGCACGAAAGAUUUAUUAUUAAUGGCUAUGUGUCCUUCUAUUGCAAGAAGUGGUUUUGAAGUAACGCAAGCAUUGGUGGAGGUUUUAAGUGCACAUGGUGGUUAUUCUCUCACUGUGGUACAGAAAGACGAUAUUGACGUUUGUGGUCCACUAACUUUGGAAAAUGCUUUGUCCGCCUUUCUACUAUCAUCAAAGACAUUUGCGGAAUAUAGACAGUGGGCCGCUGAACAAUUAUUUAAAUGCAUCGCAACAAAAAUUCAAAUUUUAUCGGUUAAAACCUACGAGCAGGUCGAUCUUUCCGACAUUACGUCCACAAAUCCAGAAAAAAACGUAACAUACUUAGAAGGCCACGAAAAUAGAAUUAUUGCUUUGGCUUGGUGCAGCAGUAAACACUUACUUGCGUCGAGCGCGUUUGAUGGUACGGUACGUCUUUGGAAAUGCGCAAAUUCAAGUACAUAUUUGGAAAGAACGCUGGUGUUUCACGAGUCAUUGGAUGCAUAUGGUGCAGAGUUGCAAGGAAAGUUAAUAGGCCAUAUUAAGUGGUCACCUAAAGGCGAUUAUAUUGCGGCCGCGAUGGAAAACAUUGUUAAUAUUUGGCCUGUAAAUUCAUUUCCCGAAGAAGAAUAUUGCGAUGAGUGGUUCAUCGAAAAACAAUCCGAGUGUGUGACUUGCCUAUCCUGGCCCACAUGUAAAAAACAAGAUUCGACAAACAGAAAUUAUUUGUUAGUGGGACAUUUAGAUGGCACUGUUUCUCUGAUUUCCAUAUACAAAAAUAACAAAGAAGUUGAAGUGUUAAUAAACUGUUCUUUACAUUGUGCUGUUGCCCAGAUUGAUUGGUACAGUGAAGACCAAGCUUUCGCCGUCGCCUUCAUAGAUGGUACUAUCAAGUUGGGUCGUUUAAGUGAAAAUAGUGACAUAAUAACAACUAAUGCGCAUGCUGAAUCAAUAACUGCGCUUAAGUGGAAUUCGAAUGGAUCUCUACUUGCUAGCAGUUCAUUUGACAUGACUUGCAAAAUCUGGAAAGAGCAACAGGGGAAAUUAGUAACCUUGCACACUUUAGUACAAGUACACGAACCUGUUUCUUUGGCGUGGUCUCCGUUAAUAGGAAAAGGGAGAAUGCCUUUCCUACUGAUUGUCGGUACAUCUUACGGAACAGUAUGUGGUUGGAGCUUACCUGAUGUUGAAAAUGUACAGCAAAAUUUGCCACAAUUGGUUAUGAAUUCUCAAGGUCAUUCCUUUAAUCCCAUUACAACUUUGUUAGUUCAUCCAACUGGAUUGUUUGUUGCAAGUGGCUCACUUAAAGGUCACAAUGGUGUUAUAAAUAUAUGGUCAUUGCAUGAUGGCAGCUUAGUUCUUACAAAUUCAGGUAGCGGAGGUAUUGAUAAGAAUGCUUUAGUUUGGCUGAACAAUGAUAUCCUUGCCGUUACAUAUUCACGCUCCAAAUCCAUCAGUUUGAUUAAUUACAGCUUCGACGAACUUAUGAAAAGUCAUGCACUUGCAACGGCAAGAACAACUUUAUUAAAAAAAGGAAUCAACGGAUUAGAAACGGCACCUUGUUUCAAAAUGUUAAUAUCAUAUUUGCCUGAUAUGUUGCAUGAACAGUACAAUUAUGAAAAACUAUCUGUCCAAACUGGAACUAAUUUAAUGAAUAGUGUUUAUUUAAAAAGUCUGGCAUCGCUCUCGCUUCUACUCCAAUUGGAUAUGGUUUUAUGUUGCAAUUUAAAACCUUUUAAUUCUAAAUCGAAAUUAGAUAUAGUCCCGAAAUACCAAUGGUUACACACAUUUAGCUUGACUACACAAAUGGCAGAUUCCUUGAUAAAACGUUCUGCAUUUGGUACUCGUCAAGAUCAAAGCUACAAUGACGAUCAAGAUCCCAAAGAAGAACUCGCCCAAAAUACUCUUUGGAAUUUUAAACAGGAUGAACAAAUUAUUCAGUGGAUUACGCAAAACCCGAGUGAUUGGCAAAUUGGCGGUAAAUGUACAGCGUACGUCUGGGGUUCGGAUAGACAUGGACAGCUAGCCGAAAUAGGCUGUAGUAUUACCACUCCCACAGUAGUUGAGUCAUUUUCAAUGGCCAGAAAAAUUGUAUGUGGCCAAAACUGCACAUUUGUCAUACAAUCUAGUGGUAUUGUGUUGGCAUGUGGUGAAGGAAGUUACGGUCGCUUAGGUCAGGGCAAUUCGGACGAUUUACACUCUCUAAGCAUUAUAUCCAGUUUACAAGGUUUUGUUAUAACCGAUUUGGAUACGUCUGUCGGAUCAGACGGGCACAGUUUGGCGUUGGCGGAAAGUGGGGAGGUGUUUUCUUGGGGUGACGGAGAUUUUGGUAAACUAGGGCAUGGUAACAGUGAUAGACAGAGGCGGCCUAGACAGAUAGAUGCGUUGCAAAAUGAAGAAGUAGUGCAAGUGUCGUGCGGAUUUAAACACAGUGCAGUUGUUACAAGUGACGGAAAACUGUUUACUUUUGGAAAUGGUGAUUAUGGAAGACUGGGUUUGGGUUCAACGUCCAAUAAGCGAUUACCUGAACGUGUUGUUGCUUUAGAGGGAUGCAAGGUGGGUCAAGUGUCUUGUGGAUUAAAUCAUACAGCUUGCGUGUCCGUUUGUGGUCGUAUGGUAUGGACGUUUGGCGAAGGCGACUAUGGAAAGUUGGGCUUAGGGCAUACAAUGACAAAGUCCAUCCCACAACGUGUAGAAGCGCUGGCGGAUAUUAUAAUUAAAAAAGUGGGGUGUGGUGCUAACUUAACUAUAUUCUUAACACAAGAUGGCCGUGUGUUCGUAUCGGGAAUUGAUCGUGUUCCAUGGCAGAUCAAUACAAACGAAAGAUCUGAUUAUAUACCUCAACCAUUAGUAGGACUGUUCGAUUAUUUAAUUGAAGACUUUGCAAUUGGGACGGAUCAUGCCUUGUUUCUUUCUAAGUGCGGAAAAGUGUUUGGGUGGGGUUUAAAUUCUGAAGGACAAUUAGGACUAACUCAUUCAUCAUUGAUUAGGGAACCCGAAAUAAUAACUGAGCUGUCAAAUAAGGGAAUUAAUCAAAUAUCUACUGGUAGAACUCAUAGUGCAGCUUGGACUGCUUUGCCACUACCUCAACGAGUGCCGGGUGUUACAAGGUCUUUAUCUUUUGGGUUACCUACAGAAAUUCCAUCCCAGUAUACGCACUUACAAGGAGUUUCUAUAAAAGCAAUUCAAGCCAGACUAAAAUUCCUUCACAGUUUUUCGGAUAAAUUGUACUCAUGUUGGACUUUAAUUCCGCUUGGUGCCCAACAGCACAAUCUUAAUGUUCCUCCAUUAGAAAGUCUCACGUCUCCUAAAUUAAGACCGUUGCUUGCUUUACGAGUGUACACUUUACCUUUGGUGAGAUGUAUAGGUAAAACUAUGGUUCAAGGAAGAAAUUAUGGGCCACAAGUGACUGUGAAAAGAAUCGCUAAUAAAGGGCGAAAGUGUAAACCCAUUUUUGUACAAAUUGCAAAACAGGUGGUGGAAACGAUGCGGCCACACGAACUUCGUUUACCAUCAAGGGCGUGGAAGGUUAAAUUGAUUGGCGAAGGUGCUGAUGAUGCCGGUGGUGUUUUUGAUGACACAAUAACAGAAAUGUGCCAAGAAAUAAUAGCUUCCACAGUGCCUCUUUUAGUUCCCACACCAAAUGCUUUGAACGAUGAAGGAUUUAAUAAAGAUAAAUAUUUAUUUAACCCGCAAAUGAAUUCACCUCAGCAUAUAAUGUGGUUCAAAUUUCUAGGUAUUCUGUUUGGUGUAGCCAUACGCACCAAAAAACCACUUUCGUUGUCACUAGCACCAAUCAUUUGGAAGCUGUUGGUGGGUGAACCAGUGGGCACAUCAGAUUUGGAAGAUGUUGAUAGUAUGUAUAUGCAAACUUUAAGAAGCAUUCGUGAUAUACAUCUCUCUGGAGUAACCGAGAGUAACUUCCAUGAUAUCAUUCCUCUUGAGCGAUUUGUUGGGAACAGUUGCAGUGGAAAGGUUGUUCCCAUUGUGGCGGGAGGGCGGAGUAUACCCUUGACGUUUGAUAAUAGGACACAGUACUAUGAGCAGGCAGUUAAAUUCAGGUUACAAGAGUUUGAUGCGCAAAUUGCUGCUGUACGAGAAGGAAUGUCCGGUAUUAUUCCUGUACCGCUAUUGUCUUUAGUGACUGCAGAGUAUCUAGAACAGUUAGUGUGUGGUAUACCUUACAUUUCAGUACCACUACUCAAAACAGUUGUUAGAUAUCGUGAAUUGGAUGAAAACCAUCAAUUGGUGCAAUGGUUGUGGAAUAUCUUGGAAAGUUUUACUAAUGCAGAACGCGUUCUAUUUAUGCGAUUUGUUUCUGGUCGAUCGCGUCUCCCUGCAAAUUUGGCUGAUCUUUCUCAACGUUUUCAGGUUAUGAGGGUUGAUAGAGCUGUUAAUGGAUUACCUACUGCACAAACUUGUUUCUUCCAACUCCGCUUGCCGCCGUACACUACUCAAGAUAUAAUGGCCGAUAAACUAAGAUAUUCAAUUAAUAACUGCCGUUCUAUCGAUAUGGAUAACUACAUGCUUGCAAGAAAUACAGAACAGGGACCAGGUUCUGAUGAUGAUUACUAAGUUACCUACCUAACGACAUUAUUUAUUUUUAAAAAUUUUGCAUUAUUUGGUGACAAAUAAUUAUUUGGUUCAUUUUGGAACAAGAAAUACAAAUUAUUGUUGUGUUC